Molecule: messenger RNA, 643 nt
Organism: Drosophila suzukii
Lineage: Eukaryota; Metazoa; Arthropoda; Insecta; Diptera; Drosophilidae
Source: RefSeq, a predicted model, not a curated record
ACAGAACGCCACACCAUCGAACACCGGCGAACGGAGCGGCAUUCGCUGACAGACGUGCGCCGAUGAAGCAUUAACAAAUAACUGGCCCCCGUGUUGAGAGAUAUAGACGGCAGGCAUCCCGAAAGGUGUAUAUAUAACUACUAUACCCAGUUGAAUAAUAAAAAUAAAAAACCAAAGGAUGGGUGGCUGUUGCUCAAAGGAUCUGGACGAUAAGCGCUCCUGGAGCCCCGAGGAGACCAAGAAUGGCAGCACCACCUCGACCAUCAUUGCCCAGCCGCUGGAUGAAGUGGGCACCACCGGCGUCUUCACAUUAACCCGCACCACAACCAGCACCACGCGCCAGGAGAAGACGGUGACCACCACCAAUGACGAGCAGGUGGAUUAACUGCCACCUCCCAAAAUAUAAAAGAAAAAAUUAAAUUAAUAUAUAAACCAUUUUUUUUUUUUACACCUUUUUUUGGUAUAAAACAAUUUCAAUGCCAUGCGUGUGCUUGUUGUGUGCUGUGAGAGUGUGUGAAUACUGAAAAUGUACAUACCGAAACAAUGUGAAUAUGAAUAUGAAUCAAGUUAAGCUGUUAACGAGUAAUUAUUAAUUGUUAUGCGCCUGAAUUCCAAUUUCUCAAUAAAUUGUUGAAUCGCUAAA